ACAGUUUUAAAGACUCAUAGUAAUUCAAAAAUUUAUUGCUCCAGCUCAACCAACUCUGCCCCUCUCUCUUUCCCAUAAACACAAACUGUUUGUUCUUAAUUCAAGAACAUAUCUUAUCACAAAAAUUAUAUAUUCCACCUUCUACCAUUCUUGAGAAUCUUUAAAACCCAGUUCUUACAUUUUUUUACUUUUUUCUGGGCAAUGUCGAUGGAAUACAUAGUGAAGGUUGAAGAAGCAAAGGCUUCAAGUGAUGGAAAACCAUCAACAGGUCCUGUUUUUAGGUGCAUUUAUGCCAAAGAUGGUCUCCUGGAAGUGCCUGCAGGGCUUGACUCUCCAUGGCAGUUCUUUAGUGAUUCUGCCCUGAAGAACCCAAAUAGCCAAAUGCUGGGUCGACGUGAAGUGACAGAUUCCAAGGUUGGUCCUUAUGUGUGGCUGACUUAUAAACAAGUUUAUGAUUCUGCAAUAAAAAUAGGCUCAUCAAUGAGAAGCAGAGGUCUCAAUCCUGGUGAUUGUUGCGGUAUAUAUGGUUCUAACUGCCCAGAAUGGAUUACUGCAAUGGAGGCUUGUAACAGCCAGGCUAUUACAUAUGUGCCACUAUAUGACACUCUUGGUCCUAAUGCAGUAGAGUUCAUAAUCAACCAUGCUGAAGUUUCUCUAGCUUUUGUCCAAGAGACCAAGCUCUCUUCUAUUCUAUCUUGCCUGCCAAGAUGCUCAUCAUAUUUGAAAACUAUUGUUAGCUUUGGAAACAUUUCUAGCCUGCAAAAGAAGGAAGCUGAGGAAUUAGGAGUGUCUUGCUUUUCAUGGGAGGAAUUUUCUCAGCUGGGAAGUUCGGAUUGUGAAUUACCCCCAAAGCAGAAGACUGAUAUAUGUACAAUAAUGUAUACUAGUGGAACAACAGGAGAACCAAAAGGUGUUAUUCUUAAUAAUGGGGCUAUAAUGGCUGAAGUAUUAUCCGUUGGUCAUCUACUUUCUCUUACAGACAAAGAGGCUGGAGAAGAAGAUUCAUACUUCUCUUUUCUUCCUUUGGCUCAUGUAUAUGAUCAAAUAAUUGAGACCUAUUGCAUCUACAGAGGUGCCUCUAUAGGAUUUUGGAGAGGGGAUGUAAGAUAUUUGAUUGAGGAUGCUCAAGAAUUGAAGCCAAGUAUAUUUUGUGGAGUCCCUAGAGUCUAUGACCGUAUAUACACUGGUACAUUAAGUAAAAUUUCAUCUGGAGGUGCUUUGAGGAAGAAACUGUUUGAUUUUGCAUAUAAUUACAAACUUGCGAAUCUUGAGAAGGGACUUCCUCAAGCUCAAGCAGCUCCCCUAUUAGACAGGCUUGUGUUUGAGAAGACAAAACAAACGUUGGGAGGUCGAGUUCGAAUCAUGUUAUCUGGUGCGGCACCUUUGCCUAAGCAUGUAGAGGAGUUCUUGAGAGUCACUGCCUGCUCUACCUUAUCACAAGGCUAUGGUUUGACAGAAAGUUGUGGAGGCUGUUUUACAUCAAUAGGUGAUGUGUAUCCAAUGAUUGGAACUGUUGGAGUUCCUAUGACAACAAUUGAGGCAAGGCUCGAGUCUGUGCCAGAAAUGGGAUAUGAUGCAUUAUCUAGCGUUCCGCGUGGCGAAAUCUGCCUUAGGGGAAAUACAUUGUUUUCUGGUUACCACAAAAGAGAAGAUCUAAGUAAUGAAGUUCUUGUUGAUGGGUGGUUUCAUACAGGUGACAUUGGAGAAUUGCAGCCCAAUGGAGCAAUGAAGAUAAUUGACAGGAAAAAGAACAUAUUCAAGUUAUCGCAAGGCGAAUAUGUUGCAGUCGAGAGUCUUGAAAAUACAUAUAUGCGAUGCCCUCUUAUAGCAUCGAUUUGGGUAUACGGCAAUAGUUUCGAGUCGUUUCUAGUUGCUGUAGUAGUUCCUGAGAGACAGCCACUUGAGAAUUGGGCAGCAAACAAUAAUUUCAAAGAUGAUUUUAAAUCUUUAUGCAAAAAUCCUAAGGCUAGAAGAUAUAUUUUAGAUGAGCUCAAUAGCAUUGGUCAGAAACAUAAACUCAAAGGAUUUGAAAUGCUAAGAGCAGUUCAUUUGGAACCACAUCCAUUUGAUAUUGAAAGGGAUCUGAUAACUCCAACAUUUAAGCUGAAGAGGCCUCAGUUACUCAAACACUACAAGGGCUGCAUCGACCAACUGUAUAGCGAAGCCAAGGGAUCGAAGGCAUGAUAACAAUUCUUUAAGCAAGAACAUAAUAUCCAGAUGUGCAGAACUGACUGGAAUUUCAAGAACAUAAGGCUAAUAUUGUGUGAUAAGCUCGAAGAGGGGGAAAAAGUGUAGUGAUACCUUAAAGCAACUCUUUUUAUCAUUUUCAAUUGUCAUGGAAAUUACUUAUAAAACAAUAUUAUACUUUUGUUAAAACUAUUAAUGUCAUUUUCAUUGUUUUGAGUCAAUAAACUUGUGAGUGGUGAUCAAGGGAUUUUUCUUCUGAUUA
Messenger RNA from Jatropha curcas, 2449 nucleotides. RefSeq names its product long-chain acyl-CoA synthetase 2 (gene LACS2). The record is from RefSeq and is a predicted model, not a curated record. Gene Ontology annotation, biological process: wax biosynthetic process; fatty acid metabolic process; cutin biosynthetic process. NCBI's taxonomy places the organism in Eukaryota, Viridiplantae, Streptophyta, Magnoliopsida, Malpighiales, Euphorbiaceae. Gene Ontology annotation, cellular component: membrane; endoplasmic reticulum. Gene Ontology annotation, molecular function: long-chain fatty acid-CoA ligase activity.